Xenopus laevis (African clawed frog) is the source of this 3258-nucleotide messenger RNA. It is a transcript of the gene tmem245.L, whose product is annotated as transmembrane protein 245. The record is from RefSeq and is a predicted model, not a curated record. The transcript is spliced from 18 exons. The coding region runs from base 64 to 2712 and encodes 882 amino acids. NCBI's taxonomy places the organism in Eukaryota, Metazoa, Chordata, Amphibia, Anura, Pipidae.
GCCACUCCCAUAUAAGGCAUUUCACUGUGGCAAGAGGAUCCACCCACGUCCCUAACACAAGACAUGGCUGAUGAGGAAGAAAAAAGCCAUGGCCGAUCCUCCAGCUCUUCUCCAGCCAACAAUGAUUGUCCUUACCGAGAGUGCCAAACUGCCCCCGAUUUUCUUUUCGCCACAGUUACCCAGACUACUAGUGCUCCGCAGUCCUCCACCCAAUAUCCGAUUGGACGUCUCCCUCUUCCCCAAGGGCUGCCCCUCCGGUUUGACCGCAAUAUAAAACAGGCCUUUUAUAACACCGGAGCACUACUUUUCGCAGCAGGGUGCUGCGGCGCGGCUGUUCUAGUUUACUUUAUACUGGAGGCGUUUCUUCGGCCUUUGUUAUGGGCCGUACUCUGUGGGACCUUCCUUCAUCCUUUUAAAAGUUCACUGACAGACGUGGGUCGUCGCUGGCUGUUCAACCUGAAGCGUCAGAGUUCACCGAUUGUUCUGGCAACCUUGUUGCUGCCUGUCAGCUUUGCAAACCAAAGCCUGGAGGCGCUGGGAGAGCUGGUGGCUCGCAGGCUUAGGGUGCUGGUGCCACUUCUGGCUGGCGCACCAAUUAUCUACUGCCUCUACUUGGCUGCCAGCCACCUGGGAGUGCGAGAGUUCCUGGGACAUCUGUGCCGCUUGAUCUGUGGGGCCCUAGACUGCUUCAGCUCGCAGUGGAUUUGGACAUUAGUGAUCGGUUACGCAUUGGCAGUUUCAUUCAAAUGGAAUUCAGAUACUCAGAACUAUCUUGCUGCUCUCUCAGUCCCAGUCUGGCUCAUACUACUUUUUCACUUGGCAUCAGUUUGUGGAUCCUGGAAAAUUCCAGUGUUUUUGUUGAUUGUUUUUCUGAUGACUCUGGGUUCAUUGCAUGAGAAACCGAAUGCUCAUGGAUCAUCAGGAACAGUACUUCCUGGUCAAAUGUUCACUAUUGCAGCUUCAACUAUCGCUAUGGCAAUAUCAAUAAGUGGCUUUGAGGAACAACGGGAAGAGUUUCCUACUACACAACCUACAGAGGCACAGAGGGAUGAGCCACUUACUACACCUAUUUCUACUUCCUCAACCCUGCUACUUGGUAGGCAAAGAAGCGAGAUAGGAGCAUUCCUAAAAAAGAAGAAAACCAGUGACGUAUAUUUUGUGCUUCUGAUGUGGGCAAUUGUUCUUGUGCAGAUAUGGCUCAAUUUAUGGAUAAUACAGCUACUUCCAGUGCCCAUAGCAGUUUUUGCUGUCAAGAAACUAGUGAUCCACUUUGGAGUAGUGAACUUCUUGGUGAAUCGUUGUGACUCUUGGUGGAAAGUGAUUGAAGACUUUGUGAAGAAACGUCAGGAGGCACUGGCUCCAAAACCUAUUCGAGGUCUAGGAAGGUUAAUUUUAAAAGCAGACUGUAAGAUGUGGCAUUGGCUUAACGAGCAGAUUAUCAUAUGGCUGGAGAAGUCUCUUGACAAAAUAAUCAGCAUAUUUAUUAUAUUUAUGUUGGUCAUUGGAACCCUUCUAUUAGCACUGUUCUUAACAGCAAAGGUUCAUGAAGAAAGCGUGCACAUCAUCAAAGUUACAAGCAAUUUGAUAAAUGACACGGUUUCCAGUCACCCAGAAUGGGCAAAUUGGCUUCCUGAAGCACAGGUUGUUCAGAAAGCUCUUAACUCGGCUGCUAACAAUGUGUAUCAAUAUGGCAGAGAAUGGAUAACCCUCAAGUUGCAUAAGAUUUUAGGGGAGAAGGUCAACAACACAGCAGUCAUUGAGAAGCAGGUUCUAGAGCUGUGGGACAGACUGUAUCAUUCUUGGUUUAUUAAGAAUGUCACUCAUUCUGGCAGGCACAAGGGACACAAGAUGCAAAUACAACGACAAAAUAGUUGGCUGGGAGAUAUUCUGGACUGGCAGGAUAUUGCAUCAUUUGUUCAUGAGAAUAUCGAAACCUUUCUUUCAAUACUGGAGUCUCUUUGGGUUGUAAUGAGUCGAAAUUUAAGCCUUCUUUUUACGACAGUGACAACAUUACUUACAGUGAUCUUCUACAGUGGGACUGCGCUUUUAAAUUUUGUCUUAUCUUUGGUAAUUUUUCUGACCACGUUGUUCUAUCUGCUAAGUUCCAGUGAUGAGUACUAUAAGCCAGUAAAAUGGCUUAUUAGUCUGACACCAUUGUCUCAGCCCGGGCCAUCCUCAAACAUUAUUGGUCAGUCGGUAGAGGAGGCGAUAAGGGGUGUGUUUGAUGCCUCCCUAAAAAUGGCUUGCUUCUAUGGAUUAUAUACUUGGUUAACUCACACCAUCUUUGGAAUAAACAUUGUCUUUAUACCUUCUGCACUAGCAGCGAUUCUUGGAGCAGUUCCAUUUCUGGGAACCUACUGGGCUGCUGUCCCUGCUGUACUAGAUCUUUGGUUUGCCCAGGGGGAAAGCUGUAAAGCAGUUUUGCUCCUCUUGUGCCAUUUGCUCCCUACAUACUGUGUGGAUACAGCAAUUUAUUCUGAUAUAUCUGGUGGAGGACAUCCAUAUCUGACUGGCUUAGCUGUAGCCGGAGGAGCCUAUUAUCUGGGACUAGAAGGAGCAAUAAUUGGACCCAUUCUUCUUUGUGUGCUUGUGGUUGCUUCCAACAUCUACAGUGCAAUGCUAUCAAGUCCAUCUUCUGCAAUGCCUACUCCUACAACAUCUCUGCAGACACAUAGGUUAUUUACAGAGUACCGGGAGAACACUGCUGAGUGACAGCCUGACAUUUCCCUUGCUGAAUUUUAGAAGGGGAGACUGCUAGAUUCUGUAACAGAUGUACCCUUCCAGGCUUUUUUACACCAAUAAGUAAUUUUUUACUAAGCCAGAAUUAUUCUUUAGACAUUCAUGUUUACUUGAAAAAAAAAAAAAUUCCUAUUUGAAUAAUACGUUCCAUAAUUUCUAUAGACAAAUGAUAAUCAGGUGUUUUAAAGGUAUUAUUCUACAAAGAGAAGGAACAGGAACAUGUUUACACUUGUGUUCUCUUUGUGUGUUUCCAAAAUGAACAAAAAUACUAUUACAUAAAUGAUCUUUUACUAUUAUUUUACACUAACACACAAUUUAGCAUUUAGUUUGUUGUGUAUGAAAAAUUAAGCAUUAGAUUUGAAAAUACUACUAAAUAACUUGUGCUUUUACUAGAUAGACUUAAAAGAGCAGCAGACACAUAUAUUCUGAUCUUCAUGUUUUAUGCUUUGUGUUUUUUUAAUUAUUUUAGCUUUUUGUUCAGCAGCUCUCCAGGUUGGAAUUUCAGCAGUUUACCCUGGC